This is a messenger RNA of Cryptococcus deneoformans JEC21, 1129 nucleotides long. RefSeq lists its product as hypothetical. Lineage: Eukaryota; Fungi; Basidiomycota; Tremellomycetes; Tremellales; Cryptococcaceae. The record is from RefSeq and is a predicted model, not a curated record. The transcript is spliced from 4 exons. Gene Ontology annotation, biological process: box C/D snoRNP assembly; maturation of LSU-rRNA from tricistronic rRNA transcript (SSU-rRNA, 5.8S rRNA, LSU-rRNA); snoRNA localization. Gene Ontology annotation, cellular component: nucleus; pre-snoRNP complex. The coding region runs from base 7 to 804 and encodes 265 amino acids.
CACACCAUGCCCAAAAACGCAGCGCAGAACGAGAAGACUUGCGCAGUAUGCUCACAACACCCUCCAAAGUACCGCUGCUCCUCUUGCCUCCUUAGAUACUGCUCCGUUUCAUGCUACAAAACCCACAAGACUCAAUGCAAUGCCACCGCUCAACAACCGUCUACCGUACACCCCACCGAGCCACUGGGAUCAGAAAUCGGCAUUCUAUCGCAGGCGGCUGAAGGAGCUGCCCCUGAACACGGGUUAAACAGAGAAGGACAUUCCACGAAUAAUGCCUCUCUCAGACCACUGACUUCGCUCAACUGGCCCCCAGAGCCUGAUCCUGGCCUCUUCACAGAUCCGUUAUUGAAAGAUGACCCAAAACCUCUCCGGCACGAGGAGCUUUUACGCAUCGCCCAAUCAACCUCCCUCCGUGCUCUUCUGGUCGAUCAAACCCUCAUUUCUAUCCUCCAACUACUAGAUACUCUUCCACCGCCUGCACGCCACUCUGCACUCUCGAAGCUGUUGGGAUUCGACCCUCAAUCUCUUUCAAAUACGUCCAACACUCUCAUAAAUGGGCGGGAUUCUCCACCUCCCCUUGACGAGCUUCUUGGUGCGCUAGCACGAGGCGUGGGAGACACUGCGGAAGAAGCGGUUCAAGAUGGAGGAUGGUGGCUCAAUGGUCCCAAAAAUAAAGUAUGGAUUACGGAAAGAGAAAAAAAGUUAAUGAGGCUUUUCGCUGGGAGCGUCUGUUUGGCUAUUGAUGGCAAGAUUGAAGAUGGGGACCUGGUUUGGGGACAGGGAGAGCUUGCUUGGGAUGUUUGAUGUUUUAAUAUAUCCAUUAUAACACUCCUUCAUCCUUAUUCCUUACAUAGAUUCUCACCACUGUUGUACCUUUAGGAUAGAACACAUUCAUCAAGAUCAUGUCCCUUGUUGUUGUAUGGGAUGGCUUCUAUUGCAUGAGCUAACGUAAAACGUAUAGGAAUCUGCUGAGCCUUAAUCACGACCCUCAUUUGAUAAUUUUAUGCAAGUUAAUGAGGAAGACAGUGGAGUAUCAAAGUGAAAAAAAGAGCCGUCAUGUAGAAGAGGUGCUCUAUUAAUUAAGGCGUGCGAACGCAAGUGUAUAAAAAGUGUGUAUAAAAUACAAUUA